UUGAUUUCUCAGAACGGAUCUGCUUCCCUAAUUUUUUAAAAAUUGUAGAUUUAGUUGCAGCUUCGAGAUCUUUAUCUAGUUUCCUGUUAGAUUCCUCAGGACUGAGUCCUAUGUUAUCAGAAAGAUAAUUUCAAAGAAGUUAGCUGCAGCAUUCAGCUAUUGCUGCAGAUGAAGGAAAGCGGUACAGCUAAUGGCUUGCGUGGAACUCAUGAUGUAAAUAUCGAACAAAUGGAAAGUUUGGAAGGCACGAUUCGUGAUGAUUGGCUGUCUUCUUUGGUGGACUGGUUAAAUGCCAUGCUUCCUGAUUUAAGGUUGCCAUUGGACACGACAGAAGAGGAUCUGAGAGGGUGUCUGAUUGAUGGCACUAUUUUUUGUACCAUUUUGAACAAGUUGCAUCCUGGUUCUGUUGAAAUGGAUGGUGGUUCCGAAUAUGGUCCUACAAAUGUCAUGAAGUUUCUAACUGCAAUGGAUGAAAUGGGACUGCCCAGCUUUGAAUUGUCUGACAUUGAGCAGGGCCACAUGAUGCCAGUUUUAGAGUGCCUUAAGACACUUAGAUCAUGUUUUAAUCCUAAUGAUGGGGCCAAUACCUUCCAAAAUCCUUCUAGAAAGAAAUGGAAUCUUUCUGGUGAAUUGCAGAGCAUUCAAUUGAAGCAAGGAUGUUAUGCUGAUCUCUCUGAUGCAACAGUUCUGGAAUUAAUGAAAUCUAGCAUUUUAGAUAAUGUCUCGACUCAAUCACUAUUCAAUGUACUUUACAGGAUUAUGGAUGAAAGUCUUGAAAGAAAAAAAGAUGUACCCCAUAGUGUGGCAUGCCUAUUGAGAAAGAUUGUACAAGAGAUCGAAUGGCGAGUUUCAACUAGGGCAAAAACCUUAAAAGAUCAAAACAAACUUUUUAGGGCUCGUGAGGAAAAGUAUCAAUCAAGAAUAAGAGCACUCGAGACCCUAGCAAAGGGGACCGAGGAGGAAAAUAUGGUUGUGCUAAACCAUCUACAACAUAUAAAGUUUGAAAAGAGCAAACUGGAGGAGAAGGGUAAAGCUGAAGAGCAGGAUGUGCUUCAGCUUAAGAAGGAGAAGGUUCAGAAAGACCUUGAGAUUUCUAGGCUAAGAGAGGAACUAGAGAGCAGCAAAAAGAUGUAUGAAGUACAUUGUCUAAAACUGGAAGUCCAGGCUGAGGAUAAUAAAGUAUUGUUAGAAAAGAAGUUAAAAGAACUUGAGUGUCUUUUAAGUGACUCCAGGAAAAAAGUGGAUGAGCUUCAGUCAUUUUCUGAAUCUAAACAAAAGAGAUGGAAAGAUAAGGAGCGCUGUUAUCAGAGUUUCAUUGAUAAGCAGUUUGGGGUUUUAAAGGAAUUGAGGGAUGCGUCAAAAUCUGUCAAAUGUGAAGUCCUAAAGACUAGAAAGGGCUACUCAGAGAAUCUGAAUUUCUUAGGAAUCAAGCUUAAAGAAUUAGUAGAUGCUGCAGAAAAUUAUCAUUCCGUUCUUGCUGAAAACCGAAGAUUGUACAACGAGGUUCAAGAUUUGAAAGGAAAUAUUAGAGUCUAUUGUAGGAUAAGGCCAUUCCUUCCAGGGCAAAGCAAGAAGCAAACUGCAAUAGAGUAUAUUGGUGAGAACGGUGAAUUGGUUGUCUCCAAUCCCUCAAAGCAAGGGAAGGACACUCAUAGGCUCUUCAAGUUUAACAAGGUUUUCAGUCCAGCAGCUACCCAAGAGGAAGUAUUUUUGGACACCCAACCAUUGAUUCGAUCUGUUCUUGAUGGAUACAACGUUUGCAUAUUUGCUUAUGGUCAGACUGGCUCCGGAAAAACUUAUACUAUGAGUGGACCUAAUUUGUCUUCUAAAGAAGAUUGGGGAGUCAAUUAUAGAGCAUUAAAUGAUCUUUUUCAAAUCUCUCAAAGCAGGAGAAGCUCCAUUGUAUAUGAUGUUGGUGUUCAAAUGGUUGAGAUCUAUAAUGAGCAAGUUCGCGAUCUGCUUGUUGUCGACAGUUCCCAGAGAAGACUUGGGAUUUGGAGCACUACCCAGCCAAAUGGGUUAGCUGUCCCUGAAGCAAGCAUGCAUUCCGUAAAUUCGACCGCUGAUGUUCUGGAGUUGAUGAGUAUUGGUUUGAUGAAUAGGGCCGUUGGUGCUACAGCCCUAAAUGAGAGGAGUAGCAGAUCCCACAGUAUUCUCACUGUUCAUGUUCGUGGCAUGGACUUAAAAACUAAAGCUGUUUUGCGCGGUAGUUUACAUCUGGUGGAUCUCGCCGGCAGCGAACGGGUAGAUCGUUCUGAAGCAACUGGAGAUAGGCUUAAAGAGGCUCAACAUAUAAACAAAUCUCUGUCAGCUCUUGGGGAUGUAAUCUUUGCUCUGGCACAAAAGAAUGCUCACAUCCCUUAUAGAAAUAGCAAACUGACUCAAGUUCUCCAGAGUUCUUUGGGUGGCCAGGCAAAAACCCUCAUGUUUGUGCAGCUUAAUCCUGAUGUAGAUUCUUAUGCUGAAACUGUAAGUACUUUGAAGUUUGCUGAAAGAGUUUCUGGUGUUGAGUUAGGUGCUGCCCGGACUAACAGAGAAGGGAGAGAUAUCAGAGAACUUAUGGAACAAGUUUCAUUCCUCAAAGAAACCAUCACAAAGAAAGAUCAAGAGAUUGAGCAUUUGCAGUUACUCAAGGGUAAUGGCAAUGGUACUAAGUGUGGUAUGAGGUCACUGAGGUAUGGAUCUUCCUCUCCUAGGGGACACUCUAGUGGGACUCCUCGACAAAGCCUGAGACACUCAAGAAGGCCGAGCUUUGGAAGUUUUGACAAAGCAGCUUUGGACGUUGACAUUUUCUCAGCUAAUGGUGAUAAGAAUUCUGAAUCUGGGUCUCAUCGGUCAAUGGACGACUCCAGGCAUCACAAUGAAUCAACUGCACAGACAAGCCUCGCAGAAAGAGAUUUGGGUCAGAAUACUACAGACGAUAUUGAGUCCAGGCAUCACAAUAAAUCAACUGCACAGACAAGCCUCGUAGGAAGAGAUUCGAGUCAGAAUACUACAGAGGAUAUUGAGCUGUUGGGCUUCGGAAAUGUAGAUUCAGAGGAGAGAUUAAGUGAUAUAUCGGAUGGUAAUCUAUCAAUGGGGGCUACAGAUACUGAUGGCUCAAUAUGUAGUGCUGUAGAGUUCACUCUUUUUCCAGAAGUUUCACAACCUCCAAUUAAAACAGAGAAGAUUGGGAAAGCAAGCAAAUCCGAAAAAUCUGAUCAUAUAGGGAAGUCGAUCAUCCCAUCACUCCCGUCUAAGCUUCCGAAGCUAUCUCAGAAAGUGUUGCAAACAAAACCUUCUGGUCGAUUGUCACUGUCCAGGAGCACCUCGAAGAUUCCAUCGAGUCCUAGGAAAAUAGCUGCUGCCGCCACAAGCAAUUCUUCGAUUAAGCCCCCAAAACGACGGCAGUGAUCCGAAAUUAUAUUUUAGAUGGUAGGAGAAAUUCAAGUUGUUGUAGUUUGUAAUUUAUAUGGGAAACUUGGUUUCCUGUAUGCUGUUGGUUGUAUGGUGCUUCCAUUUACCUUAUUGGAAGGGGAAGAAUGUUGGCUUUGUAACAUACAUAUUCGAUCAGGCCUCGCCCUGCUGCUCAUCUAUCUAUGUUAUCAAAGCACUUUACAUAA
Molecule: messenger RNA, 3602 nt
Organism: Hibiscus syriacus
Lineage: Eukaryota; Viridiplantae; Streptophyta; Magnoliopsida; Malvales; Malvaceae
Product: kinesin-like protein KIN-14J
Exons: 21
Coding region: 169-3393 (1074 amino acids)
Biological process (GO): microtubule-based movement
Molecular function (GO): microtubule motor activity; ATP binding; microtubule binding
Source: RefSeq, a predicted model, not a curated record